UGUUUUUAAAUUAUAUCGUAGUGGUAACAAAUACUGUGGCUUACCAGACUUAAAAACACCUCACAGUAUGAAAAAAAAAACAUCCCAUAAUGUGUCGGCAUACCGUUGUUAUCAGAAAGGAAAUCAUUAUCAGUUGAAAACCGAAAAGGAACGUGUUAUUUUCUGACAGGGCUGCCUUAAGCACAAUAAAGAUGCAGAAGUUGUGACCCACACAAUUGAUUGAACUCAAGUGGUUUCCUAAAACGGUUUAAACGGAUAUCCUGGUCAUAUUGAACUCACACUGCAAGAACCAGGGGAAAUGAGUCUGAAGAAAGAUUGACAAAAAGGAAACCUACCACUCAGCUUAACAGGACAACCUUUUCACUUCCUUAAAGAGAAAAAUAAAUAAAUAAAAGCACAAUGGAACUUCAGAAACUAACAAACGGUCACCACCAAGACUUUCAACAGCUUGAAGAGGGAGAGUCAACUGAACAGGAGGAGUUUUUACCACACAAGAGUGAUGGCGGAAAACCACCUCAGUUUACAGAUUUUGAAGGAAAGACCUCAUUUGGAAUGUCUGUCUUCAACCUCAGCAAUGCCAUCAUGGGCAGUGGGAUUCUGGGGCUGUCCUAUGCCAUGUCCAACACUGGUAUCGUCCUUUUCUUGAUCUUGUUGACGUCCAUUGCUGUCCUGUCAUCAUACUCUGUCCAUCUUCUCCUGAAGUGUGCAGGGGUUGUGGGGAUUCGUGCUUAUGAACAACUUGGCAAGCGUGCAUUUGGACACCCAGGAAAAAUACUGGCAGCUGUUGUCAUAACCAUACACAACAUUGGUGCAAUGUCUAGCUACCUCUUCAUUGUGAAAUAUGAGUUACCUCUAGUCAUUCAAGCUUUCCUUGGUCUUCAACACAGCAGUGGUGAAUGGUUCCAGAACGGCAACUAUCUGAUCGUCAUUGUGUCCAUAUGUGUCAUUUUGCCACUUGCUCUGAUGAAACAACUUGGGUACCUGGGCUACACCAGUGGGUUCUCUCUGUCGUGUAUGGUCUUCUUUCUGAUUUCAGUCAUCUAUAAAAAGUUUAACAUCCCCUGUCCUUACGACGGUUUCACAAACCACACUGCAGUAAACAUAUCUAUGGAAGACGAAUGUGAAGCCAAAUACUUCACCAUCAACCAGCAGACGGCCUACACUGUUCCAAUUUUGGCUUUUGCUUUUGUCUGCCACCCUGAGGUGCUGCCCAUCUACACUGAACUGCGCAAUCCCACAAAGAGACGCAUGCAGGCCAUUGCCAACGUGUCCAUCCUGGGGAUGUUUGUCAUGUAUCUGCUCACUGCCAUCUUUGGCUACCUCACCUUUUAUUUGAACACAGAGGCAGAACUUCUGCACACCUACAGCAAGGUGGAUCCCCUGGACAUUCUCAUUCUUUGUGUGCGUCUGGCAGUGCUGGUGGCCGUCACUUUAACUGUUCCUGUUGUUCUCUUCCCGAUUCGCAGAGCUAUUCUUCAGCUUCUGUUCCCUGAUAAGCCCUUCCACUGGGUGCGUCACGUCCUCAUUGCAUUGUGUCUGCUUUUUGUUGUGAACCUGCUCGUCAUCUUCGUGCCCAAUAUUCGUGACAUCUUCGGCAUCAUUGGUGCAACCUCUGCUCCGAGCCUGAUCUUCAUCCUUCCGGGUCUGUUCUACAUCCGUAUCGUUUCCACAGAGCAGGAGCCAAUGAAUUCAAGGCCAAAGAUUCAAGCUGCUUGUUUUACCGCUCUGGGCUUCAUCUUCAUGUCCAUGAGCUUGACGUUCAUCGUCCUGGACUGGAUCUAUGGGGAGAACCGAAGUGGAGGAGGCCACUAAUCUUCAACCGCAAGAUUGUAAGGGUCCGAACAGCCUGCUUAGAAGAACACCACCUCCCCUUCGCUCCUGAACAUGAGAGAAGGCCAUCACUGACAGGCUGGACCCAUCUCACCUCAGAUGUUUUGUCCCACUGAGUUAAGAAAGAUUAGGUGGAGGAUUUCCAGGGGAUGUGGCAUGUCAUGCCAUUUUGAGGCUGUUUCAGACUGUGAUCCGGCACACAGUCGUUUCUCCUACAAUGCUUCUAAUUGAUAACUGAUGUUUGUGUUGUUGAUGGAAGCCAACCAAACUCUUUAAAAUUGUGUUGAACAACAGGCAUAACAUAAGGCAGAAUCCAAAGUAAAUUAAUGGAGAGGUUUAAGGUAUUAUCUGAUGGAGACUAUAGGAAAUAAGUUCUUCACUACAUCACUACCCAAACUUACUAUCAUCUGUUGCCCAUAUCAAACCACAGGCAAUGGUCCCAGAGUCCAAAACCAAGGAAAUUGAAACUGCAACAUGUUUUCAUGCAACAAUUCUGGUCCACCACAAUACGAUGUGAUUCAGAAAAACUAGGAAGAUAAUUAGGAAAAGAUUCACCAUCUCAGAGUAGCUUUAAUAAAAGCUACAAGCCUGAAAUGAAUCAGUAAGCUUUUAUAUCCAAUAUUCAAACUGCUGCUUAUGAAAUUGAUAAAAAAAUUGUUUUAGUCGACUUAAAACUUGGUCCUAAAAUAUUGUGCGAUAUCACCAACAUCAUUGUGAAUUGUUAAAACAGAAAAUCAGCUUUAUACUCAGAUUUGUUUCGUCUGAAGUUUUUAUUUAGUUAAAUGUGAGGUACGUGGAGUUGUAGGUCGGAUAAAUUACUAUGUGUGGAGAAAAACUCUACUUGAUGAGGUGCUUCAUUACAAUGCUGUGAUUCUCAAAGACGUCCAGUGCAGACACUGUGAAUUAAUGUGAUUUUUCCUAUCACAGUCUGGGGUCACAUGUAUCAUAUUUUCACUGGCUGACAUGAUACAAUUUAUUUAUACUUUUACUGAACAUUUGAUGACAUACAAAAUAUACCCCAAGAAAGUAAUAAUUUUGGGGUAAAAAACUAACAACAAGAACUACUUAACUUAGAAAUAAAACCAAAAACAUUACCUGCAGACAUUUAUAAAGAGUUAAGUAUUUGUUUUAAAACUAUCAUGUAUAUUAAAAUUUGAACCAUGCAUUAAAGUUAAAAAUUAAAUGGCUGUACAUGUCAUUACAGUAAAUAACAGCUUUUUCCUCGUGGUCUUAUGUAGACAGCUCAGGCCAUUGCUAAUAGUAUAACAUAAUGGCAGCCCCCCCAUUUACAGAUUUUUUUAAUGUAUAUUUAUUUUGUUUCAUGAAAAUGCACAGUAUUUAAAUGACUUUGUGUAGUAAAGGUGCCAAAGAUUUACAGUUUAUGUGAGAAUCCAAAGACAGUCAGCGGUUGAAUAAGUUAUUUUCUGCUGCUUUUACAUUUGUCCUUUGGGUUACUUGACCUUUGACUUUGUACCUGUCAUUUUCAAUAAAGAUAGUACAGUCAGUAUUAAA
Messenger RNA from Triplophysa dalaica, 3342 nucleotides. RefSeq names its product solute carrier family 38 member 5b (gene slc38a5b). The transcript has 16 exons. NCBI's taxonomy places the organism in Eukaryota, Metazoa, Chordata, Actinopteri, Cypriniformes, Nemacheilidae. The record is from RefSeq and is a predicted model, not a curated record. Gene Ontology annotation, molecular function: glycine transmembrane transporter activity; L-glutamine transmembrane transporter activity. Bases 400 to 1812 code for a protein of 470 amino acids. Gene Ontology annotation, biological process: serine transport; glycine transport; L-histidine transmembrane transport.